AACCGAAGAUGACGUUUACAAACCAGACAUCACAAUUUCGAUCAAAGACAAAAAGGUUCCUGGUGGAGUAUUCUGGAAUAGACAAGAAAAAAGGCAAUGGGCCUUGGCCUUAUUUGCUGGGACAUCCAUGUUAUACGCAUCUCGUACAAUCAUGCCAAUGGCGGUAGUUGCAGUUUCAGAGGAGAUGUCUUGGGACAAGACAGAAGCAGGCACUGUCUUGUCGGCCUUUUUCUGGGGGUACACCAUGACACAGUUUCUGGGUGGGUACCUGAGUGACCGCAUUGGUGGGGACAUUGUCCUACCCAUAGCAGCAUGUCUGUGGUCACUCAUCACAUUCUGGACGCCACAAGUUGCAUACCUGUCAACAGACAAACACAUGUCUCUCUACAUCGUUGUGUUGUCCAGAGUCCUGUUAGGAGUUUGCCAAGGUGUACACAUGCCAGCUACCACCAGUAUGACCUGUCAGUACGUGGCCAAGUCUGAGCGGUCCGGAUACCUCUCUCUCGUGGUCGCUGGUACAUACGGGGGCACUCUUUUGACAGGCAGUGUGGGGUCUCUCCUAUUAGACCGAUAUGGCUGGCAAAUGCCGUUCUAUUUUAUUGGUUUGUGUGGUCUGGGCUGGAUGUUGCUGAUGAGAUACUGUCUUGUAAACCGUCAUAGGAAGAAGUAUAUCAACUUACAUUCACAUGAUGGGUCCGGGUACCCAGACAAAACAAGAGAAGCACAUGGGGUUCCAUGGAUCACUUUAUUUACAAAAGCUGCCUUCUGGUCAUUAAUUGUAGGCCACUUUUGUGAAAACAAUGCAUUUUACAUCCUCUUGUCGUGGCUGCCCACAUAUUUUCAUGAAAAUUUCCCCACAGCCAAGGGUUGGGUGUUCAAUGUUGUGCCCUGGGUAGUGACAAUUCCAAGCUCUAUAUUCAGUGGCUACCUGGCAGACAAGAUGAUUUCCUCAGGGUACUCCGUGACGUUUGUGAGGAAACUGAUGCAGUUCAUCGCCCUGGGCGGCACAGCACUGUUCCUCGUCAUCAUCACCUACACCACUUCAUAUGAGGCGGCACUCACCUGCAUGGCCCUCUCUGUCUGCUGCUGCGGCUUCCACAACAGCGGCAUCCUCGUCAAUCCACAGGACAUCGCUCCAAAACAUGCAGGAUCAGUUUUUGGUAUAAUGAACAUGGCGGGAGCCAUUCCAGGUUUCAUAGGAGUAUAUAUGGCGGGUCAUAUUCUAGAAGUGACAAAGAGCUGGAGUGCUGUGUUCAAUCAAACUGCUUUGGUCUGUAUAUUCGGACUGAUAGUCUACACCCUCUUUGGUACAGGAAAGAAAAUCAUAUAGACAUGCCCAGCUCAUGGAGACCGCAACCAACAUUGAACAAGGGGAGAUAACUGUUCUGAAUAGGUUCUUCUAUACAAGGGAGAUAACUGUUCUCACAUAAACACAGUCCUUGCUGGUCAAGUUUGACCAGAUUACUAGCCACUGGAGACCAUGCCCCAUGCCAAGGGAGGGAACUCUGCGCAAAACUCAUGGCUUUGAUGUCCUCUAGCCCAUAAUCUGUAUUUGGAACAAACAACAGACAGGCUCCUUCCCAGGGCAUGAUGCAUUCGUUACACUCUCCGUAACAUCACUGCCACCAGUGUGGGCUCAGCCAUUACAAGAAUCUGGAAAUUUACCCUCUAACCCCAAAUGUAGUAACGUUUAUACUUUUUUGUCUUUGGGAAUGCCAUCAUAGUGAAUUUUGAAAAGGUUAACAACUGACCAUAUUUACCAGAUGAAUUUACCUUUUUGUUUGUUUGAUCAGAUUUGUUUGAGAUUGCCAAAGAAUUGAAAAUCAACCAACUUCCCCCUUACAUUCUUACAGUAUCAAUUACAUGCUUGUUGAAAUGAAACAGAAAUUCAAAUUGACAAAGAAAAUAAUUUAGCAGGGGUAAUAAUAUAAGGCGUAACGGCAGUCAUCACUUGUUUGUUAACAUAACGGUCGGACGGGUGAGAGUUCAACUCCAAGCAUGGUUGUAGCCACCUAUCACAGUGGGGAGCUUUCACUGGUGGCAGCGAUAGUACAGAGAGCUCCGCGAAUGGGCCAUUGCUGUGGGGAGCUUGAGACAGUCUUGUGAGGAGGGAGGCAACUCUUGUUACAUGCUACUGUAAGUGAUGAUAGUUGUGUGUGAAUGGUAGUUAUGUAAUGGAGUGUGUGUAACAGCUAUGUAUGACUGGUAAUACGAGAGGCCAUAAUUCUGUAUGUGUACAUUUUGCAAAGUGAGAAUGAAAGUCAAACUCAAUAUUAUAUAUUUGAUUUGUACAUUAUUGAUAAGUGUGUAUAACUGAUGAACGCAACCGCAUAUACCAUGAAGCCAUGUACAUAUUAAACCAGAGACCAUAUAAUAAACCAUCUAUUAUAUGGUCUCUGCUUAAACUGAGAGCCUCAGUUCAUGAGUAGAACUUGGACUACCAAGAUCCAAGUCAUUCCUGUCUGCAUCAGAUCUAACAAAAGUUUUAACUUUGAAGAGGUGUAUUAGGAAAAUACAGUCAUUGAUGAUCUUUGUGUAUGAAAUAUGUAUAUAAAUGUGUUAUAAAUGUGAUAUGAUGGAUACAUUUGAAAGCUUUCAUGAAUUCGAACAUUGUCAGUAUGCUAUCAUGGUGUAAUGAUGCAACUCAUUUUUCAAGUAUUUUUAAUAAUAAGGGUGUAAGACUGAUUGUUGAAUCUGAGUUAAUUUUGAGUUUUGUUGUAUCAUGACAAGGGAGUAUUUGGGAGUGUUAUGAACAUUUCCAUUUCUUACAUGCCAUUCUACGAAACAAUGUUUUCCCGAUUUAAGCAAUAUCUGUAAAUUGCAUUUGACAAUAUCCACAUCAACAUCACGACAGCUAAAUCAUAGGAAUCUCAUACACCUGGAAUGGUCGUAUAUGCCAUGAAAAUUCAUUUGUCUUUUUCUAGUGAGAUAAUCUUGAUGCUAUUUAAAUGAGUAGACGUGACCCUUUAAAUUGUAUAAGUUGUUUGGUAGGUAUUACUUAGAAGUUGACGGGUGACAAGGUAGACACAAUUUUAUGGAUAACAACUUCUUUAUUACUGUAAAAGGCGACGUUUUGGCAUAGAUCCUUAUACCGUUAUCAAGCAAGACUGAAUGAGGGACAUAGUACAGAAUAUAUAUAGUAGGUGGAGGAAUAACAGUAGCAACAAUUGCAUAUAUGAGUGGGAUAACAUAGGUAACGUGUUGACAACAAAGGGAUAAUACUGUCACAACACGAUGGACAGAGAACAGAUUGGGGGAAGCCAAUGGGACAUGAAGCCAAUUAAACAGGAUAAGUGAUUAU
Messenger RNA from Haliotis rufescens (red abalone), 3301 nucleotides. Its product is annotated as solute carrier family 17 member 9-like. The record is from RefSeq and is a predicted model, not a curated record. Gene Ontology annotation, molecular function: transmembrane transporter activity. The transcript has 11 exons. The coding region runs from base 128 to 1330 and encodes 400 amino acids. Gene Ontology annotation, biological process: transmembrane transport. NCBI's taxonomy places the organism in Eukaryota, Metazoa, Mollusca, Gastropoda, Lepetellida, Haliotidae.